This is a messenger RNA of Adelges cooleyi (spruce gall adelgid), 990 nucleotides long. RefSeq lists its product as uncharacterized. The transcript is spliced from 10 exons. The record is from RefSeq and is a predicted model, not a curated record. Bases 140 to 505 code for a protein of 121 amino acids. NCBI's taxonomy places the organism in Eukaryota, Metazoa, Arthropoda, Insecta, Hemiptera, Adelgidae.
CCCAUCGACAGUUGGUAAAAAAACCAUAGUAAAACAUUUUAUCAAACGGUUUGAAAUUUACUUUGUCUUAACAAUUUAAUCUUUUAAAUAAUAAUAUAAUAUAAGUAAACAGCUCUUUUCACCAUUAAAAUUUAUAAAAAUGAUACUUUUCUGUGUUUUAAUACCGUAUGCUUUUGUGAAUGUCUUGGCCGUUAAUAUAGAUGAAUAUACUACAAUGGUUGACAUUACAAGUGGACAUAUCGAGGCUGCAAUUAACAAGAAAAUUGAGAAUGAAACUUUGAAUGGAUUCGAAUGUACCCUUAGGAGCAUUGUUCGUGGAAAAAAAUAUUCGUUCGAGAAAGUUCUUUUAUUAGCAGAACCAGGAUACAUGAGCUUCUAUAAAAAACUGCAAGACGAAAUAUCCAGUGUUACAGGUCUUGCUAAACCUUCGCCAACUGAAGUUACAGGUUUAACUUUGGAGGAUCUUGGAGAUAAAAUAAGAAAAAAUACUAGACAAGCAUUAUGAAAUCUUAUGUUUGACGAUAUUAUGUUACCCAAGUAUGACUCUAAAAACCAAGCUAAAGAAUAUACUGAUACACAGAAAUGUCAAGUUAUAGGAUUGGUACUGAGUUGUAUAAGCCCUUUAAAGCGUACUGUAAAAGUGUCGUUUACACAUACUACUACUACUGUGCUCACUUGUACCAUAAAGGAUAUAAAAAACAACACUAGAAAAUACGAAGAGUCGCAGAAUGAAUUUUGGGAAGUAAGAUACGACGAUGGCAAAAAAAAAUAUAUAGGAAGACUUUUUGAUCAGGUAGAAGUUGAAUCAGAAAAUUAACGAAUCCCUUUAAAAUUAAAUAUUUUUUAAAAGCAAACUAUAAAUAAAUAAAUAAAUCAAUUUAAUACACAAACUAUAUUUUACAAUUUUGGUUGUAUAAAAUCAUAUUUUACAUAUGCACUCAUAUCUUUGUUGUCAAAUAAUUGUAUGUAUCUUAUGAUUAAAAAGGUAUC